AUGGAUGCGGAGGAGAAUUUGGGCAAGAUAAACGUCGCCGUCAUUGGCGUCGGCAAUUGUGCUUCUUCCCUGGUACAGGGGCUGUACAAAUAUUCCGAGAUCGAAUCGGAUGGGGACGUCCCGGGCAUUAUGCACCCGGUGCUGGGUGGGUACUCAGUAGGCGACAUCAACCUGGUCGCGGCGUUCGACGUCGACAGCCAAAAGGUCGGCGCCGACGUAUCCGAAGCUAUAUUCGCUCCCGCCAACAACGCUCUUAGAUUUCACGACGUACCGGCGACCGGCGUAACAGUCGACAGAGGCAUGACGCACGACGGAAUUGGCAAAUACCUCGAAAACAUCGUCGAUGUCGAGAGAGACCGGACAAAGCCCGAGGGACAGACGGCCGACAUCAUUGGCAUCCUGCGCGACAGAGAAGUCGACGUAGUCAUCAACUACCUCCCGGUUGGAUCGGAACAGGCCACAAAGUGGUACGUCGAGCAGAUCCUUGCCGCGGGGUGUGCAUUCGUAAAUUGCAUACCGGUGUUCAUCGCCCGCGAAGCUUACUGGCAGAAGCGCUUUGCCGACAAAGGCCUGCCGGUGGUGGGCGACGACAUCAAGUCGCAGGUUGGCGCCACGAUUGUCCACCGCGUGCUGGCGAGGCUCUUUGAGGACCGGGGCGUGCGGCUCGAUCGCACUUACCAACUUAACUUUGGCGGCAAUACAGACUUCCUUAACAUGCUCGAACGCGAACGUCUCAUUUCGAAGAAGAUAUCCAAGACGAACUCGGUGCGGUCGCAGCUCGACCACGAGAUUCACGCCGACGAAAUUCACAUCGGACCCAGCGACCACGUUCCGUGGCUGGGGGACCGCAAGUGGGCGUACAUAAGGCUGGAAGGCACUUCGUUUGGAGACGUGCCGCUCAACAUUGAGCUAAAGCUCGAGGUGGAGGACAGCCCGAACUCAGCGGGCGUGGCGAUAGACGCAAUUCGCUGCGCAAAGGUCGGUCUGGACCGCGGUAUUUCCGGCGCCCUUGAAGCCCCAUCCGCGUACUUCAUGAAAUCGCCCCCGGUACAGCAUCGCGAUGACGACGCCCGGAAGAUGGUCGAGGAGUUUGCCUCCGGCGACCAUUCAGUGAAUGGGGUGUAG
This is a messenger RNA of Geodia barretti, 1125 nucleotides long. Lineage: Eukaryota; Metazoa; Porifera; Demospongiae; Tetractinellida; Geodiidae. The record is from the annotation of a GenBank genome assembly.